This is a messenger RNA of Monopterus albus (swamp eel), 5163 nucleotides long. RefSeq names its product Src homology 2 domain containing F (gene shf). Gene Ontology annotation, molecular function: phosphotyrosine residue binding. The coding region runs from base 472 to 1983 and encodes 503 amino acids. The transcript is spliced from 8 exons. The record is from RefSeq and is a predicted model, not a curated record. NCBI's taxonomy places the organism in Eukaryota, Metazoa, Chordata, Actinopteri, Synbranchiformes, Synbranchidae.
CUGCAUGUAAAAUUAAAAGUCUCCAUCGAGGGAUAUCUGAGGGUGUUGAGAGGACGACGGCUUCAUGGAGCGGUGGCCGGUAGCCUUGUAGCGGAGGUUCAGAAGUCCGGUAGGUGGCAGUGAACGUACUCAGGUAGGGAGGGCAGGGCGAGGGGGCGUGUGCUCCUCUUGCACAAGCGCUCCCAUGUUGCGUAGUCUGGAAACCUGACGUGGAGAAGAGUCAGAGCGAAAACGGCGACUAUGUGUCUGUGAGUGACCGAGUUGCGCCAGGGCAGAUUAGAAAGUGCCCGUAAGCUCGCGCACUUCUCUCCGGACCGACAGGGUCGCACGAGCCUGGAGACACGCUCCGAGCCCGGUCGGCUGGCCGCGGGUGACCCGAGGAUCCCACUUUGACGAACACACUCGGGCUCCGCUGGCAGGGAAGGUGGAACUAAACUACAUUCACCGACUUGUAAGCGAUGCGCUGGCAGCAUGGCCAAGUGGUUCAAGGAGCACCUAGGAUUCAAAACGACCAAAGCACCCCCUCCGGCGCCUCCCAAACCGGACUACAGACACUGUCACACCGGUGUGCCCCUUGUGCCAGGCUACCAACAAACAAGCUCCGGGGCCACCUUUCCGAACCCCGCUCAGCCGGACAUCCUCGCUGCCUACAAACUGCAGAAGGAGCUAGACUUCGAGGACCCUUACACUCCAGGUGGAAAUAUUUCAUUCGGCCCGAGCUUGAACACUGUGGGGCCGUCGGAUAUCAAGUAUGUGUCGCCAAAGCACAGACUUAUCAAGGUGGAAACAAUCGAAAAGAGCAGCCCGGCUCCGGGCGGCGGUGUCACGGUCACCCAGGCUGUUGCUGUCGGGAGUGUUAAAUCUCCAACCUCACCUCCGUCGGACCACGACAACAAAGAGAAGCUCAUUAUCCUUGAAGACUAUGCGGAUCCGUUCGAUGCUGAGCAGGCUGGCGGCGCUCAGACCACCACGGAAAAGGUGACAACUGAGAACGACGGCUACAUGGAGCCAUAUGAGGCCCAGAAGAUGAUGGCAGAAAUACGAUCUGGUGGAAGAGGGCCUAAGGACGGACCUGUGAGGCAGCUGCCCCUUUACGACACGCCUUAUGAGCCAGCUGAGAACGGAGGAGACUUGGACCCCGAGUGCUCACGCUGCCCAAGAGAAAGUCGACUACCCCAGGAUGAUGAGCGACCUCCCGAGGAGUAUGACCAGCCCUGGGAGUGGAAGAAGGAGAGGAUUUCCAAAGCCUUUGCAGCACUGCUUUGUUAUGACUGCAUUAGCUACGAGGGCUCUGUAAGUGGCACUGGAUCAGGUCCCCACAGAAGGAAGGACUGCACCUCUAAAUCCCUCACAGUAGAGAUUAAAGUGAUCAAGGACCUACCGUGGCCCCCUCCUGUCGGGCAACUCAACACCAGCUCUCCCCUAGUGGAGGAGCUGGAGUCUCCCUUCCAGACAGCUCAGCCCUCGCCAGGACAGACAAGCUGUGACCAGCACCACCAUGUCCAGUUUGAUGGUGUGGAGAAGUCUCGAAUGUCACCUACGAAGGAGGGAAAAGCUCGUCCGCUGCAGCGACACUCCAGUGGUUGUCUGGUCAACACCAAAAUGACUUCGCUGGACCACUGCAGCUCCUCUCUUGGGGAGCGUAUUGACCCAACCAUGCCUCUGGAAAGCCAGUUCUGGUACCAUGGAGCAAUCAGCCGAACAGAUGCCGAGUCUCUGCUCAGGCUUUGUAAGGAGGCCAGUUACCUAGUGAGAAACAGCGAGACCAGCAAGAAUGACUACUCCCUCUCCCUUAAGAGCAGCCAGGGCUUCAUGCACAUGAAGCUGUCACGGACAAAGGAGAACAAGUACAUCCUGGGCCAGAACAGCUGCCCUUUUGACAGCGUGCCUGAGAUAAUCCAUUUCUACUCCAGCCGCAAGCUGCCCAUCAAGGGUGCUGAACACAUGUCCCUGCUCUACCCUGUAGCCAUCAGGACACUAUAGUGUUUUGGGUCACCUGCAGGUGUCCUCCCCCUGCUGUACUCACUGGGGCAACUUGUGGCCCAAUUCUUCCUGUCCCUCUGGACAAUGCCCUGUCGGCUCAUGGGAAGGAGAACAACUGCUGAUCCUGAUACACCUCACUGGCCGACUGAUUCCAGACCUGUUUUGAAGGCCAGCUGCAUACUAUAUCAUAUAUACAGACUCAGUGUUGCAGAAAUUUUUAUGUUACUUUAUUUAUGACCAACACCCACUUCAUUACAUCACAGACUAUCAGAUGGACAUUGGUUCUUGAGCUGAUUUCCCUUAGCACUCAGCACUCACAAAAAGAAAGGUACAACACUGAAACAUUUCUCACUGGGAUGUACCUUUUACUAUAAUAUGUUUCUCUUUUUUUCUAAGAGUGCACAUCACGACAAUUGUGUAAGAACAAACUGGUCUGAUUUUCUUAUUUGGUUAAGGCUCUAUUAAUACUGUAAUUGUUUGUAAGGGGACUUGAAGAUUAUAGGAGCCGUGUAAGGGAAGCGACAUUUAUGAGGCAUGUUGAGAGGUAUUGUCCACAUGGGCCCCAUACACUGGCCAGAAUAUUGAAUAAAGUGGCCUUGUAUGAAUGGUGUGUCCCCAGCUGCGCAGAGACAACAGGCCUGUGAGCUGUGCAGACUGAUCUCUCUAUCUUGUCAUAGUCCAUGCUGUCUACUAUCCAUCACUGAGGGGGUGUAUCACACCAAAGACAGUGUAAGUGCCACAGUGGUGAGACAGGCAGGAGAGCAUGAUGGAUGGGUCAACCCAUUCACCACAGUACAAUUGGCUGAGGCUAGAGACCAGAGCCUUUCCAAAUGGACCAAAUUAGCCCCGCUACCCCUGCUUAGAAUGGCUUUGCAUCAGGGGAAUGAAAUAUGCCUGCAUUGUCUACCUCAGAAAAUCAAUUUCCUUCGUCCAUCUCCAGAUCAAUAGGUACAACGGGAAUGCAGAUAUCGAUCUGCCCUCCCUUCGACAUUCCCAGUUCCCCUGAAAUUGAAUUACCCGUUUGAGGAAUGUGCUUUUUUGAAUAGAGGUAACCCAGAAUUUUUAGUAUGAAAACAUUUUCAUAAAAAACUGAUUGUACAGAUCAGCAAUUGUAUGUAUAGUCAUUAAUAUGAUACUGUGUGAUGUCAGUAACAAAUGUUUGGUUAAUACCUUAUAAUGCAUGGGUCAGAUCAGUCCGCUAGAUCAGCCGAUUUGCAGUUCUGCUUUUAAUGAUUGUUCUGUGACUGUAAUUUAUUCUGGGGUGAUUAUUACUGAUGUGUUACUCCUUUGUGACUGCCCAGCGGCCCCCUCGCCCUCAUUGUUCUGUACCGAUGUGGUUGUAUUUCUUAGGACUACUCCAGCCUCUCUUACUGUGGUGUUUUGCAUUUUUGUUGUUUCCAGUUCUGCUAAAUGCACGUUUGCCUCAGUGGCCUGACUCAGAGGUACAAGUCAUGGUGUCUCCUGAUCAACAGGAUUGUCAAGCCUCACCUGAGAGAUGACCGCGGACCCCCCACCCCCACCCAAUCAAUCAAUCACAUCUCAGCCUGUUUGAACCAGUUAACCACCUACCUUCAAGCUGUCAUGCUUCCACUAAGCAUUAAAAUCUCUCUGUCUUCAAGCCUCUGCUACCACAUGUGCUUGUGUGGAUGUGAGAAUGCAUUUGUCUGACACAUUCAUUAUUUGUAUGCAUAUGGAAAUGUGUGCACAAACUUUCUGGGUUCCAGUGUGUGUUUAACAUUGCUGGUACAAGCUGGUGACAGUUAUUGCUUGAACCUUUUCGGUUGUUGCAGCCUUUUUUCUCCCCCGAACUUGAAAAACUAGAAUGCAGCUCGUUGAUUCACUAAUUUUCUUUUGUUCUUGUAUUUAACCACAUUAACCACAUUUGAUUUUAGCAACUCAUAGGAAUGGCAUGUCUGUAUUGUGGCCAGCUGUCUGAAUGUUAUUCUAACUGCCUGAAAUUGUAACAAAUAUUUUAACCAAUCACAGCAAGAAGGCACUGAUUUACCAACAGUAUGAAGGAUCUAAUGAGAGUGCUUAAUGCUCAUGUGGUCAGACUGUCUAUUCACAAGAAAUCUUUGCCAGUCUUAUGAGUUGUAAAAAUCAUUUGCUGGUUUAAUGAGCACAUCCAAGUGAAAAUGUUGGGGUUGGCUUUGUCCAGUCUGAAAAUGACUUUACAAGCAUAUAUGUACAAAGUCAAAUCAGUGUUGGCUUUGUAUCGCCGCUGUGUGCUAUGCAACUAUAAACUGCAGUCACUGAAGGGAAAAUGAUUGGAGUGUGUGCCUCCGCCAUAUGUUUCUGACAAUUGUGAUGGUACAACAUGUCCACAGGGAAGAAAUGUAAUCAGCAUAUUGACCUGAUUAGUAAAAGUAGUUUGCAGAAAGUGGGACGUAUGCAGACAUUUAUUUUGUUGGUGCAGUAAGUGAGCAGACAUAUGUCAACGUCAUCUGCUAAGUAUGUCAUAUGAGUGUGUCUGUUCAUGUGAUGAGGCAACAUCUUCAGUUUUAUUUGGAAACACUGUAGUAUGUUGCCAAAAUGGACCUAUGUAUUUCCUUGAGAGAGGAUAUCCUAAGAAGAAAUGCAAAUUUAAAAUAAACUAUAUGUGUUAUGAAUCCUUUUAUGCUCCGAAUGUUCCCUGUUAAACAGUAAAGGCUCUUUAUUUAGUUACUGCUGCUCAUGACUCUACUAUAGGAGAGAGCCUGUGUAUGAUGGCCGCACUGUCUAGAGAGAGGCCUUAGCUUUGAAGAAAGGGGAGAAUAAGGGAGGGACAGAGGAGAUUGGGUUCUGACAGGGGGAGGGAUUUGUUGCGAUCAGCAGACACAUUCCUCACAUCUGUGUUUUUCUGUUCUAAGAACCUGAAUGAGCCCUUCUCCUCCCUCAGAAGUGUCUUAAACUGUGUGCGUGUGUACACACAAUUGUGCAAGCAUGAAACAGUGUUUGUGUGGGUGUGCGUGCGUGUGUGUACUGCUGUAAGCAUCCGUCAGCCAUUGACUUGCCCUGUGUGUAUCUUGUGCAUCACUUUACUGUGGUAAAGUGGCAUGUAUGAGUUUCCUUUGUGUACAUUUUUGUGCCACGUAUGUAUGCACUAUUAUAGCAUAUCUCUGUACAGUCCCUCAUGGCCAAAUGUAUAUAUUGAAUGUAUUGUAUGGGGACAUCGAGGCAUCAAGGUUCAAAAUAAAUAAA